AUUCGUUGAAUUUCGUUCAAUCCUUAGCUUAGCUCCCUUUCCUCCGCGGUCUAGCUGGUUCAUUCGUGCUGUUCUCUGGGCCUGCGAGUGUGCUGAUAUAGCCAACCCUCGUACCAUUACUCGAGAUGUCUUCACCGAAACGUACGGCGUCGCCACAACCAGGCAAUUCCGACGCGAAGCGGAUCCGGUUGACUGUAAACCAAGGGGCAACACCAGUUGACCCGGACAAUGCUGCUGGAAAAAGAAGCGAACUCGAGCCUAUCCAGGGUGGUGACGUCGCAAACUUGCCCCCGGCAGACACACCUGCAAGCACAAGCGAGCCAGCUUCAGCGGUGCCUACGCGCCUGCUCAAGGGAGAGGGAGAAGAGGAUGGCGGAGACGUGUCAAUGGCAGAGGUUGGCGACGCAGGCGACGAUGAUGGGGAGUCUGCGGACGAGAACGACGAGGAAGACCCCGCGCAGAUCGAAGCGACCAGGCUACGACUGGAGGACCAAGCACGAAAGUAUCUCGCUGCUCAGACGCACGAAGUCAUUAUACCGUCCUACUCCGCUUGGUUUGACAUGUCCAAGAUACACCCAAUCGAGCGGCGCGCCCUCCCUGAAUUCUUCAACUCACGGCACCGCUCGAAGACACCCUCGAUUUACAAAGACUACCGCGACUUCAUGGUCAACACGUACCGCUUGCGGCCCUCAGAAUAUCUAACGGUCACUGCAUGCCGCAGAAACCUCGCCGGCGAUGUAUGCGCCAUUAUGCGAGUGCAUGCGUUCCUCGAGCAAUGGGGUCUCAUCAAUUAUCAGAUUGACCCCGACCAACGGCCGGCUGCUCUGGCACCCCCGUUCACGGGCCACUUCCGCGUCAUUCUCGACACCCCCCGAGGCCUCCAAUCCCUGCAUCCGGGGACUAAGCCACCAGCUCAGCCCCAAGCCGGUGCGCCCACCGUUAACGGUGCGGCCAAGCCAGGAUCCACUCCCACUCCCGCCUCCCUCGAACUUCGCUCCUCUAUCUACCAAACAACCUCGAAAUCCUCACGCGAAGUCAGUGCAGGCGAAGCGAGCGCCCUCGCCAGUGCCGCCAACGGCCCCAACGGCACGGAGCGGCAGGCGGCGGUCAAGUACCAGUGUGACACAUGCGGAGUCGACUGCACUGCAGAACGGUACCACUCGCUCAAGCAGAAGAACUUCGAGCUCUGCCCGCCGUGCUACCUAGAUGGGCGCUUCCCCUCGACGAUGUUCAGCGGCGACUUCGUGAAACUCACAGCGGUCUCGACAGCGAGCGGCCUCCACCACGGGAGCGCUAGCGGCGCGGAUGAUGACUGGACGGACCAGGAAAUCCUACUCCUGCUAGAGGGCGUGGAGAUGUACGAUGACGACUGGUCGGCGAUUGAGGAGCAUGUUGGCUCGAGAUCCGCUCAGCAGUGCAUCCGCAAGUUCUUGCAGCUUCCGAUUGAGGACCCGUACGUCCAGACGGAGGGCAACAUGGGCCCGCUCCGAUACGCACGGCUUCCCUUCGAGCAAGCUGACAAUCCAGUCAUGAGCGUUGUCGCGUUCUUGGCGGGUGUGAUCAACCCUGGUGUUGCUGCGGAGGCCGCUAAAACCGCUCUGCACGCACUCACCGACGUAGACAAGAAGGAGGAGACGGAGGGCAAAGAUGAAGAGAAGCCUACGGAAGGUGGCGAGGGCGAGGCUAAGGAGGCGAGUGCCGAGAAAUUCGGGGAGGACCGGAUGGACGAGGACGCGCCAAAAGACAGUGCCGCCGUGCCGCCUGCUGAGUCCGCCAUUGGCGAGAGCUCAGCAGCCCAAGACGCGUCGGGAGACUCGAUGAUUGUUGAUUCUGAGUCCGUCUCGGCAAACCCCACGGCCACCUUCCCGCACUCGAAGGUACAGCGCGCAGCAGCUUUGGCGCUGAAGUCCUCUGCGAAGGCCGCGAACGCACUCGCAGACGCCGAGGACAACCAGAUCAAGUCCACGAUCGCGACUCUCAUCAAGCUCACGCUGACGAAGCUCGAGCUCAAGAUGGCGCAGUUCGAGGAGCUCGAGGAGCUCCUCGAAGACGAGCGCCGGAGCCUCGAGAGCGCGCGGAUGGCGCUCGUCGGUGAACGCGUCGGCCUCCGGAAGAUGCUCGAGAACGUGCGCUCUGAGCUCGCCAAGAACGCAAACGGUGGCUCUCCCGCUGGCGUCGUCGGAGCCGCCCAGCAGGCACAGGCGGCGUUGGCCUCGAGCGGCCAGGGCACCCGAGUCAACGAGGUGCCUGCUACUACGCCUAUGGAUGGUAGCUCCGGCCCUGUCCCCGGAGGGAACGUUGCCCAGCUUAGUUGAUGGGCUCAUUCGCUUCCGUUGUGUCUGUCAUGUCGUAAAUAUGCUUUCGUCCCUGCCACUGUCUAUAGUAUAUACGUGUGUACAUACGCUCUCAUAAAUUGUCAGUAAAUUUUAUUACCUUCUCUGG
Molecule: messenger RNA, 2442 nt
Organism: Rhodofomes roseus
Lineage: Eukaryota; Fungi; Basidiomycota; Agaricomycetes; Polyporales; Fomitopsidaceae
Product: Smarcc1 protein
Exons: 2
Coding region: 126-2315 (729 amino acids)
Biological process (GO): positive regulation of DNA-templated transcription
Cellular component (GO): SWI/SNF complex
Molecular function (GO): zinc ion binding; histone binding; DNA binding
Source: RefSeq, a predicted model, not a curated record